CACAGACGCCCUUCAAUGGAGAUUUCGUUUCGUUAGAUACGGUCUUCUGCGUUGAAGUGUUUUUUUUUUUUUUUGGUUCUUCUGUAUAUUUUUUUCUUUCUAUUUUUUUUCCCGAUCUUCGCGUCGUAGAGUUAGGGUUUUUGCCAUGGCGGAUGAAAUAGAUUGCCUUGAUCUGUUCGUAGACGACAGUUUCUUCUUAGAUUUUGAUGUUCCGGUCCUCUCUGAUUCCCCGGUGGUGGAGGAUUUCUCCACCUCUUCCCCGGACUCUGUGAGUCCGUGGAUCGGACAGAUUGAGAGCAUGUUGAUGAAAGAUGAUGACGACAGAGACCAUCAAGCUUGUUUGGGUUCAGACGAGAAACUGGUUUCAGAUUUCUUAGGCGACAUACUGGUUGAUUCUCCCCCCGGCGGUUCUAGUUCCGUUGAUUUCGCCGCCGCAAAGGUAUCAGACAUACCUAUCAUCACUUCUCCCGCCGACGGCUCUGGUACCGGCGAGUUUUUGGCUGACAAAGAAUCCGAUGUCUCCGAUGAUUCGGGGUGUAGAAUUUCUAAAAAGGAGGUAGCGGAUGUUUCAGCGGAGAAAAAUUCCGCCGGUUCAGACAAUCCAGGAAAUGAGAGUUCGGAGAAGGAGAGUCUCGAUGGACCUGAGGCGAGAGACGAUGAUGAAGAGGAAGACGAUUCUGUAGCCAAGAAAAGAAGAAGGCAACUGAGAAAUAGAGAUGCCGCUGUAAGGUCCAGGGAGAGGAAGAAGAUAUAUCUAAAGGACCUAGAGACAAAGAGCAAGUACCUCGAAAGAGAAUGCAUGAGACUGGGCCGGGUGCUUCAGUGCUUCAUGGCGGAAAACCAACAUCUCCGUCUCUUUUUGCAGAAAGGUCACAAACCAUAUGAUGCUUCCAUUGCCAAGCAGGAGUCUGCCGUGCUCUUAUGGGAAUCCCUGCUGUUGGUUUCCCUGCUAUGGUACCUAUGGAGCAUCAUUAUAUGCCAAUCCCCUCAGCCGCGUCUCGGGUCUGCUCUGCUUCCACCGCAAGCCAACGUGGUGGAAGCCAGCGAUCCAAGAAGCGUGGCUCCAAAAGGGCGAGGGAUUAGUAGCAAAUCAUCAUCAUCCACUCUCACUGAUGAUGGGAAGAGCCGAAGAUGCAAGGCUUCAAGGCCGAGGAUGAAGCCAGAAUCCAUCACCUGCUUUGCCAUAUAGAUCUUCCUCUUUUCUAACUCUUUAUUUUUUUUUGUGGUUUUGGAGUGCAUCAUGUCCUUUGAACCCUUUCUUGUUUUGUGUUUGGAUGAUUUAUAACAUGAUCUUCAAUAUUUCGUCAUGGGAAUCA
Tarenaya hassleriana is the source of this 1316-nucleotide messenger RNA. Its product is annotated as bZIP transcription factor 60. Bases 146 to 1189 code for a protein of 347 amino acids. Gene Ontology annotation, biological process: regulation of DNA-templated transcription. The transcript is spliced from 3 exons. The record is from RefSeq and is a predicted model, not a curated record. Gene Ontology annotation, molecular function: DNA-binding transcription factor activity. Lineage: Eukaryota; Viridiplantae; Streptophyta; Magnoliopsida; Brassicales; Cleomaceae.